AUAGUAAAUACCCAUGAUCUAUAAAACAAAUAUAAAAAAUGUGAUACUGAUAAUAUUGACCAACAAUUGUAUGACUGGUCGCUCUUUAGUAAUAGUAAUACUCAAAAAUUUAAAGAAUAGUACGUUAUGAAUUUGUAAAAUUUAGAUAAAUAAAUUUCAGAAAAAUGAGCGAUGAAGAAGACAUAUUUAGGGCAGUAACCCCUGACCUUUACGGUUCCCGUGUUAGAGAUGACAAUGAAGUUCUGGAGUCUUCCCCUGUAAUAAGAUCUCAGCAACCUCAGCCCAGAACCAGGUCCACAGCCUCUCAUAGAAACAUUCAGAGGAUAUUAGAGGCUGAUACAGAAAGUGAUACUGAAAGUGAUACUGAUACUCCUGCCAUAGCUGUUAUAGAUACUAAUACAAUUGCUGAAAAUCGUGCCGGAGCUGCUAUUAAUACUGAUGCAACAGCAGAUAAUAUUGCCAUUGUCACAGAUUCUGAUACUGUAAACAUAAUCGACACUGAAGCUAGAGUCGGUACAUCAACUGAAGAAAAUGACAGACCGUUCUCCACAUUUCUGACUAUUGAAGGAGCUAGAACUAGAUCUAGAAAUAGUAUCAGGUCAUUCCAUCUAGGUUCCAAUACUAGUUCUCUGGUAGAUCUACCAAAUGGUGAAGCUGUACCUGAUGUUAUAAGUGUAGAUGAAAGUGUUGCACUGGAAUCAAUCAAUGAUCUGCCAAUUCCAACCUUUUCCGGUGUUCCUAAUACAAGGGAAAUGGCACAAUCUACUAGUGUCAUUGUACACCAUACAAGUGAAAAUGCUCAAUCUACAAGUGCCGGAAUAUUCAAUACAAGUGCCAGUCUUCGUUCUACAAGUGAAAAUGCUCAAUCUACAAGUGCCAGAAUCUCGGCUACAAGUGAUUCUCUGUCAGCAAGUGACGAUGCCACGUCUAUGAGUGCAGGAGUUAUCACUACAAGUGCUACAGAAGUGUCUCCGUAUUUCUUAAACCCCAACCACCCUCUUCCAGGAAACAGGAAUUUAAACGGUAGUUCAGUAGAUUUUCAGACUGAUGAUGAACAGCUGACGGCUGUAACAGACACAGCUGCUGCUACGAAGAAGGAGAAAAAGAAGGGGAAAGGGAAAAAGAGGAAAGCUACUAACAGCUGUGAGGAGGAUGCCGAUGAAGGAAGUUGCUGCACAAUAUGCUUUGAACCUUGGAGUAAUUCCGGAGACCAUAGGAUUGCGUCUCUAAGAUGUGGACACUUCUUUGGGUUUAUCUGUAUAGAGAAAUGGUUGAAGGGGACCGGGGCAUCUUGUCCAAACUGUAAUGAAAAAUCUACCAAAAAGGAUAUCAGGGUGCACUAUGUAUCUAAGUUAAAAGCUCUUGAUACAAGUGAGAAGGAUCGAGCUCUGGCAGACCUUGACAAGGAGAAAACUAACAGCAGGGAGAUUCAACUCAGGUUGACUGAGUACCAAGUUCGGAACCGUCUGCUUCAAGAAGAAAUAGAGAAACUUCAACGCGAACUUCACCAGUAUAGAAAGUUCCGAGGUGAUCUACCUCCAGCUUUACAGAACUCUCAACCAUCUUCUAUACCUUCAACCCCUACCAGGUUGGUUUACCAGAAAAGAUAUGAAAUGGUUAGACCUGGAACAGAGAAAACCUGCAGAGUUCUAGCAUAUUCUGAAUACCUUGGUAUGCUGGUCAUUUCACAGCCAAGCUUUACAGCUCUAGCGCCAGGGUUUGGUGUACGGCAGUUCAACGUGCUGGACCAAAAGGUCGGGAACUUCAUCUCCCUCUGCAAGGAACAGAUAAGAGAUAUGUCCUUCAGUUCUAUAUCUCAGCAUCUGCUACUGUCCUGUGGUCAGGAUAGAACGGCAAGAAUCACUAAUAUGUCUAAUGGCCAUAAGGUGACUGAGUUUCAAUGUGAUCACCAGGUGUGGGCCUGUGAUUGGUCUGCAGCAAACGAUCAUCACGUUUACCUUGGAACUCAGAAAGGAAGUAUCCUGGUGUACGAUAUGAGACAGCCUACUGCCCCUCCUGUAGUUCUCGUAUUCCCGGAUGGAGACAAGAAACCAAUUAUAGGUUUAAGAUCAGUACCUGAAACAGCUAGGGCAGGGUUUCCUAAUUCUGGUUUUCUAGUAGCUAACCUAUCCAGUCUUUGGUUUGUUUCAAAGGAUUCCGAUGAAACAUGGUCCUUCCACAAGCUGAACAUGGAACAGAAACUAAUUUGGAGUUUGGACUUUGACCGGGAAUCUUUCUUGGUUCUGGUUGGAUGCAAACCCUGCCCUCUUGCGGCGCAUUUAGUACUUGAGCUGUCGAGUACACAGAUAGAGUCCGGCAGAACUUAUAUAGUCAGAACUCUGAUGGUUGCAAAAGGAGGGAGUUUCAGUCAAAGGAGUUUUCUAAGAUCAUCACUGCUUCCCUCUCCAACAGGACAGGUGUAUACUGCCUUCAGUAAAGGAUCUGGGCAAACCGAUCACAGGGUCGUUAUUCAAGAGGUCGGCUCUGACAGAGUACUACAGGAACUUAAGGUAAAAACCGACCAGAUACUGGCCAAAUUCCGACCAUGUACGGAGAGAGUUCUUUAUGAACUAAAGGNAAAUUAUGUUUGA
Messenger RNA from Eurytemora carolleeae, 2591 nucleotides. Its product is annotated as E3 ubiquitin-protein ligase RFWD3. Lineage: Eukaryota; Metazoa; Arthropoda; Copepoda; Calanoida; Temoridae. The record is from RefSeq and is a predicted model, not a curated record. Gene Ontology annotation, biological process: interstrand cross-link repair; protein ubiquitination. The transcript has 24 exons. Bases 165 to 2591 code for a protein of 808 amino acids. Gene Ontology annotation, cellular component: nucleus. Gene Ontology annotation, molecular function: ubiquitin protein ligase activity; protein binding.